Phlebotomus papatasi is the source of this 2820-nucleotide messenger RNA. Its product is annotated as DNA repair and recombination protein RAD54B-like. Gene Ontology annotation, biological process: reciprocal meiotic recombination; double-strand break repair via homologous recombination. Gene Ontology annotation, cellular component: nucleus. NCBI's taxonomy places the organism in Eukaryota, Metazoa, Arthropoda, Insecta, Diptera, Psychodidae. The coding region runs from base 75 to 2429 and encodes 784 amino acids. The transcript is spliced from 3 exons. The record is from RefSeq and is a predicted model, not a curated record. Gene Ontology annotation, molecular function: DNA translocase activity; ATP binding; ATP-dependent chromatin remodeler activity.
UCAGCAAAAAGUGAGGUUAAGUAGUCCGCGGGCUUUUCUUGUUGACGGAUUUUCAAUAUUUUGGUCAGAAAAAAAUGAGAAGAUCACAAGCUCCGUCAAUUAAAAGACAAUUGGGAAGUUCUUCUAGUGUUCGUGGAAGUGAAAUUGGUAACCCCAGCAAAUGUUUGAAGCUGUCAGAACGUGUGAGUGCAGGCCCUCUGAGGGAAUUUCAGCCUCAAAGCCAUCAACAAAAUGAUCCCGAUGCUCCAGUUCCAGUACAGAAUGCUGCAGUAAGGGCUAAGUAUGCCGUUCUGUGGAAUCGUCCAAACAACAAAAAACACAAAACCUGGGAAGGCGAUGGAACUCUCGAAUUAACAGAGAAUACUGUGUAUUUGAGAAAUGUCGAUGGGACAGUCAUCUCUUCGAUGCCAAUCUCAGCCAAAGGCGUGGAGUUUGAGGAUGGUAUGAGGCUUACAAUUGGUUCCAAAGAAGUGGAAAUUGUAGAGAGACUUGAUGAAGAAGUGCAAAAAGAAGAGGAAGUCGUGCAAAAACCCAGAAAUAUCGUGAAACCCCUGAGCUUAAGCAGUGUCCGGAAAGGAGAAAGUACUGGAGGAUUGAUACUUCCCAGUCCUCCAAAUGAACAUCAGAUGGUGUUUAACAGGGAUGGUAAAGCUGUGAAUCCUGUGAGGGUUGUAGAAUCUGUGGCAAAGCAUUUGAGAACGCACCAGAAGGAAGGAGUUUUCUUUCUCUAUGAAUCUCUAAUGGGAUUUCACAAUCCCGAGGCUGAGUACCAUGGGGCUAUUCUUGCUGAUGAAAUGGGGCUCGGGAAGUCACUCCAGGUUAUUGCCACAUGCUACACCCUCUUGAGACAAGGCCCAUAUGGAAGGAGUAUUGCCAGGAAAAUUUUGAUUGUCUGUCCCAGUAGUUUGGUGGAGAAUUGGAGUCGGGAAGUGAACAAAUGGCUGGGAGAAGAGAGAAUCUUUGCUUUUUGCGUAGAUGGGAAGCACAAAGUUAAGGAUUUCAGUGUCUCCUCCACGAUGCCAUUCAUUAUCCUCUCAUACGAGAUGGUCUCAACGCAGCUUCAGCAUCUCGGAGGGAUGAUGUUUGAUGUUAUGGUCUGCGACGAGGGUCACAGGCUGAAAAAUAGUGACACUAAAAUUGUUCAGCUCCUGAAUGGAUUGGAUUGCAAAAGGAGGAUCAUCCUGACGGGAACACCCAUCCAGAAUGAUCUCCAUGAAUUUUUCUGCUUGGUAAAUUUUGUCCAGCCGGAUAUUCUAGGAACUUAUGCUCAGUAUAGGACCAAGUAUGAGAUUCCAAUAGUCAAUUCCCAAGCUCCUUCGGCAUCUUCCACUUUUCGAGCCCUGGGAGAGGAGAAAGUUCAGGAAUUGAAUGAGAUUACAGCAAAAGUGAUCCUCAGGAGGACACAAGCCAUCAAUCAGGAAUAUUUGCCGGAAAAAGAAGAAGUUGUUGUCUUCUGUCGUCCUUCGGAAGUUCAGGAUUUUCUGCAGGAGCGCCUUCUUGAGCUGUAUGACGAAAGUGAGGGAAGUGUUUCUCCUCUGAAGAUGAUCUCUCUCCUGAGGAAGAUUUGCAACCAUCCAGCACUUUUGGCCGCUGUGGAAGAUGAAGAUGGCCUCAUGGAGAGGAUGUCUGAACAUCUUCCCUCUGCUGGAGAGUUGGGAGCUAAAGAUUCCGGGAAGCUAGUAAUCCUGGAGGGAAUUUUGAAGAGUUUACAAGAGACUGGGGAGAGAAUUGUGGUAGUUAGUCACUCGACAAAGGCUCUGGAUCUCAUUGAAGGACUCUGUCAGCAUUUUGAGUUCCCAAGUUGCCGCCUAGACGGUUCCACAAAUUCCUCAGAGAGGCAAAAAAUUGUGGAUAGAUUCAACAGUCAUUCCGGGGAUGAAUUUAUUUUUUUGCUAUCGGCAAAAGCCGGUGGAACAGGCCUGAAUCUCAUUGGAGCUUCCAGACUUGUGCUAUUCGAUGCUGACUGGAAUCCAGCGACAGAUCUUCAAGCAAUGUCAAGAAUCUGGCGAGAUGGGCAGACCAGAAAUGUCGUAAUCUAUCGAUUGGUAACAGCUGGAACCAUCGAAGAGAGAAUCUUCCAGAGGCAAAUUAGCAAAAAUUCCCUAAGUGGCUUUGUCAGUGAAUCCAGGGACAGUGUCAAUUUUUCCGAUGCAGAACUCAGAGAUCUUUUUGCUCUAGCACCAGGGAGUGAAGUUUGUCUAACCCAUGAGGCUCUUCAGUGUCCCUGUGGUGGAGCUGGAAGUAUCCCUGAGCCCCAGGAACAUGGAAUUUCUCUGCAAAUGAGUGACCUGAUGCAAUGGGAACAUCAUUCUCGACCAAUAAAAGAAAAACUUCUUGAGGAACUCUGCCUCAGCCAUUCAGCCGAUGACAUUGUAUUUCUCUUCCGGAAUCCUUCGCAAGUGCCUCAAUCUUCGUCAUUCUCCAAGUAAAUGUGACUCCCAAAUCUGCCAUAUAGCUGAGAUUUUAAGUCCCCAAUGAUAUCACCCAACUCUUUACACUUGGACUCGAUCUCUUUGAUCUCUUUCUUCUUCUUCUCCUUGGCUUCCGUGAGGAGUUCCUGGGUUUUGGGCAGAUUGUGCGAGAUGAAGACUUCACCCAAUAAAAAUGGGAUUUGUUCAUCUUCAUCGAACAGUUCUAUCUCAUCACUUGCCUCCUCAAGAUUCUUCAGAUCGUUCUGCUUAACUUUCAACUCUUCCUUGAGAUCCUCGAGCUUAGCAUUGUGCUUCGCGAAGAUGUUUAUCUUCUGUUGAUCCUCAAAUGUAAUAUGAACAUCUGAAUCCUAAAAAAGGAAAUUUGAGAAAAUUAUAUAUUUCUAAAGGA